This is a messenger RNA of Pseudophryne corroboree (corroboree frog), 614 nucleotides long. RefSeq names its product ribosomal protein S11 (gene RPS11). Gene Ontology annotation, molecular function: structural constituent of ribosome. Lineage: Eukaryota; Metazoa; Chordata; Amphibia; Anura; Myobatrachidae. Gene Ontology annotation, biological process: translation. The transcript has 5 exons. Gene Ontology annotation, cellular component: ribosome; cytosolic small ribosomal subunit. The record is from RefSeq and is a predicted model, not a curated record. The coding region runs from base 95 to 571 and encodes 158 amino acids.
CGCCGGCGCGCCGCCUGACGUCAUGUCCGCCCCUGCGCCUGCUUAGGAAGCCCCGUGGCUGAGCUCGAGCCUCUUUUUCCCCCGGCAGCCCAAGAUGGCGGACAUCCAGACGGAGAGGGCCUAUCAGAAGCAGCCCACCAUCUUCCAGAACAAGAAGCGUGUGCUUCUAGGAGAGACUGCCAAAGAGAAACUACCGCGCUACUACAAGAACAUCGGUCUGGGAUUCAAGACCCCGAGAGAGGCAAUUGAUGGCACGUACAUUGACAAGAAAUGUCCCUUCACUGGCAAUGUCUCCAUCCGUGGGCGUAUUCUUUCUGGUGUGGUCACCAAAAUGAAGAUGCAGCGCACAAUUGUCAUCCGCCGGGACUACCUGCAUUACAUUCGCAAGUACAACCGUUUUGAGAAACGUCACAAGAACAUGUCUGUGCACCUCUCCCCCGCCUUCAGGGACGUCCAGGUUGGCGACAUUGUCACUGUCGGAGAGUGCCGGCCUCUCAGCAAAACUGUUCGGUUCAACGUCCUGAAAGUAACCAAAGCUGCCGGAACCAAGAAGCAGUUCCAGAAGUUCUAAAUGUAAAGCAAAUGUUUCCGGUCAAAUAAACUUUCUAAAAACA